GGACAGCAAAACAGUGGCGACAAAAACUACCGUCACGCUGUUGUCGACAACGUAGCCAUGAAGAAAGUCGACCAAAUCCCAAAUGUCUUCAAUUCUCAUCAUCUUCUCUACUACUCUCCUCUCUCUCUCUCUCUCUCUCAUCUCCAAACAAGCCUUAAACUUGCUUGAUCCGCUUGAAAUUAGCUUCGGCUUCUUCUCUUUUUCUUGAUCGAUUUCGUUUUCUCGACUGUUUUUAGCUCGGUUGAAAUAGUUUCUGGGAGUUUUAGGAUGUUUCAGGACGAGGGAUCAUCGUCGUCGAUUACGUCAUCGUCGCCGCUGCAAGCUUUGCCGGUGGGGGUUUCGGUUUCACCGGGAUCGCCGUACCCGUGGCUGAAGGAGCUGAAAUCGGAGGAGAGGGGUUUGUACUUGAUCCAUCUCUUGCUAACGUGCGCCGGCCACGUGGCCGGCGGCAGCCUGGAGAACUCCAACGUGGCGCUCGACCAGAUUUCCCACCUCGCCGCGCCGGACGGCGACACCAUGCAGCGCAUCGCCUGUUACUUCGCCCAGGCCCUCGCCGACAGGGUGCUCCGAACACUGCCCGGCGUUUACCGGGCCCUCCAUUCCACCAAGCUGGCGUCGCCGGCGGAUGAGUUCCUUGCACGCAAGGUGUUUGUGGAAAUGUUCCCGUUCUCGAAAGUGGCUUUCCUGGUGGCCAACCAGGCCAUAAUUGAGGCCAUGGAGGGCGAGAAAAUGGUGCACAUAAUCGAUUUCCACGCGGCCGACCCGACCCAGUGGCGCGCUCUGCUUCAAGACCUCAGUGCCCGACCCGAAGGCCCGCCGCACCUCCGGAUAACCGGCGUGCACCCCGUGAAAGAGGUGAUGGAGCAAAUGGGUCGGGUUUUAUCCGAGGAGGCAGAGAAAUUGGAUAUCCCUUUCCAGUUCAACGCCAUUGUCAGCAAAUUCGAAAGCUUGGAUUUGGAGAAGCUCCGGGUCAAAACAGGGGAAGCUCUGGCAAUUUCAUCUCCAAUGCAACUCCACACUCUUCUAGCCUACGACGAUGACAAGAAACCAUCCCCAUUUGCAUCCAAGAUUCCAAACAGAAGGAUCCAAAUCACCCAAAACUCACUGGGAGAUUUCAUCGAACACGAUGUGGGCAAUGGCUAUAGCCCAAGCACCGACUCCGCAUCUUCAUCCCUAUCAAAUUCCCCCAAAAUCGAAGCUUUCCUCAAUGCCCUCUGGGGCUUAUCCCCUAAACUAAUGGUGGUCACAGAACAAGACAGCAACCACAACGGCCAAACAAUCAUGGAGAGACUCUCAGAAUCCUUAUACUUCUACGCAGCAUUAUUCGACUGCCUCGAAUCCACCCUCCCGCGCUCCUCACUGGAGCGAUUGAAGGUGGAGAAGGCGCUUCUAGGCGAAGAAAUCAAGAACAUUAUCGCGUGUGAGGGCUCCGAGAGGAAGGAGAGGCACGAAAAGCUUGAAAAAUGGUUCCAGAGAUUCGAAUCUGCUGGGUUUGGGAACGUCCCUUUCAGCUACUAUGCAAUGCUGCAAGCCAGGCGGUUUUUGCAGAGCUUUGGGUGCGAUGGGUAUAGGAUCAAGGAGGAGAAUGGGUGCGUUGUGACUUGCUGGCAAGAUAGGCCAUUGUUCUCUGUGUCAGCUUGGAGAUGUAGGAGGUGAGAGAUGAAGUUAAGAGAGCCAUUGUUGAUGGUUUAGAGUUUAUGGAAGAAACUGUGAUUGACUUGAUAUAAGUAGUAGAGAGAUAUAAUAGUGUAUGUUCUUUCUUUUUUUUUUUGAGAACAAUAGUGUAUGUUCUUGAUUCAUUCUUUUGUGUUUUGUAAUGUGUGUGUGUUAGUUUUGAUGUUGUAGUUUGGGGUUUUUGGUUCUUUGCCUUUCACUUUCCACUGGUUUUAUUUAGCAAUAACAAUCAAGGCCUAAUUCCCAUUGAUUUUUCUACA
This is a messenger RNA of Ipomoea triloba (trilobed morning glory), 1934 nucleotides long. Its product is annotated as scarecrow-like protein 3. The record is from RefSeq and is a predicted model, not a curated record. NCBI's taxonomy places the organism in Eukaryota, Viridiplantae, Streptophyta, Magnoliopsida, Solanales, Convolvulaceae. Gene Ontology annotation, biological process: regulation of DNA-templated transcription. Bases 268 to 1656 code for a protein of 462 amino acids. The transcript has a single exon. Gene Ontology annotation, cellular component: nucleus. Gene Ontology annotation, molecular function: DNA-binding transcription factor activity; sequence-specific DNA binding.